AUGGAAUCUAGCGACCAAGGCGCUCUUAUUGCUCAGGGAGCAGAGGCGCGUGUGACUCGCAUACUCUACCUGGGACGCAACGCGGUGCUGAAAACCAGACUCUCCAAGCAGUACCGGCACCCCGAGCUGGACGACGCUCUGAAUAGCAAGAGGAUAGUCGCGGAGUGCCGCGCGGUGGCCAGGCUGCGGCGCCACGGCAUUUACGUGCCGCUGGUAUACCUGGUGGACGUGAAGAAUCGCCAAAUAGUCUACGAGUUCAUAAAGGGGCAGACCGUGCUGGACGCGCUUAAGGAGUCACACCAGGAUAUCUGUGAAGACGUGUUGAAGCGUGUCGGGGUUGCAGUUGCGAAGAUGCAUGACGUCAACAUCGUGCAUGGCGACCUGACGACGAGGAACAUGCUACGCACCGAGAGCGGCGAGAUUUGUCUAAUCGACUUCGGCCUCAGUUAUGUGUCAACUCUUGCAGAGGACAAGGGCGUUGACCUGUACGUGUUGGAGCGCUGCUGCGACGCCAACGAGUUCGAGCUGUUCUUGAACGCCUACAAGCAGCAAAGCAGGUCCGCCGCAGCCACGAUAGCCAAGCUGGCGGAGGUGCGCCUUCGUGGCCGCAAGCGUGACCAAUCAGGUUGA
Messenger RNA from Babesia bigemina, 630 nucleotides. RefSeq names its product Probable bifunctional tRNA threonylcarbamoyladenosine biosynthesis protein. Gene Ontology annotation, molecular function: ATP binding; protein serine/threonine kinase activity. The record is from RefSeq and is a predicted model, not a curated record. Gene Ontology annotation, cellular component: nucleus; cytosol; EKC/KEOPS complex. The transcript has 4 exons. Bases 1 to 630 code for a protein of 209 amino acids. Gene Ontology annotation, biological process: protein phosphorylation. NCBI's taxonomy places the organism in Eukaryota, Apicomplexa, Aconoidasida, Piroplasmida, Babesiidae.